Messenger RNA from Amoebophrya sp. A120, 2713 nucleotides. The record is from the annotation of a GenBank genome assembly. Lineage: Eukaryota; Dinophyceae; Syndiniales; Amoebophryaceae.
AUGCGCGAGGACACGCUCCAAGCCUACAACGCGGCUUGCGCGGUGGGACAGGAUAAAGUUGCCUUGAAAGUGAAUGAGCUGCUCGCGAAGAUCCGAGAAAAAGUUUCCGAGUUGGAAAUAAACGAGGAGAAAGAGAAGGCCGAAGGAGCACCAGCAGCGGUAGUUCCAAAUGGAGGCGCAGCAGCUACAACUUCCAGUGGUGCCGCUGUGGAGAGCAAGGACGUCGGACAGACUGCUCCAAGUACAACUGCGGUAGUAGAAAAUAACGACAAAGACAAGCCGACGGCGAUGGAGGUCGACAGUGAAAACAAUACGGCUCCUGCUGCAAUAAAAGAAGCUGGUUCGACCAGCAAUCGGCUGUGGAAGGAGACCCCCCGCGGAGGAGCAGACACAGCCGACCGAAAAUGCUGCGAGACAAUCAUUGAGUCGGAUGUCAGUCUAUCAAAUGUAAAAAUGUCUGGGUCUGGAAACUUGUGAUGCUGGGUGGCGUCUCAUGAUGAGGCUACAAAUGCUGGCUCAGCAUGACAAGUUUCUGAGCUCCUAUGUGUUGCCUAUUCUGCAUGACAAACUGCGCUUCUAAAAAGAAACAAGGAGGGGAGGAGGUAACGCUGAGGGCCCUGGGAAUUAUCGAAAAGGCGACCAAGCUAUUGAAAGAGGCCGAAGACCUUGAACCCAAUCAGGAAGAAGAGAAGAGUACAAAAAUGAAGAACGACAGAGACUCAGACAAAAGAAGCGAGGAGGGAAAUAAUAAAAGGGAGCCGGAUGGCGAAAACGCCCAGAGGGGUGACUUUUACAGGGCAGAAACGUACGAAGGCACGCGGCCCGGAUACGUAUUCAAAUUAGGCCAAGCAGGGCAGGGAUACUACAGGGACAGAGGACCAGAGGAAGCCGCGCGCAUCUUCUUCAGCUGCUGCGUAGGAUGGGGGGAAGAAGAAAAAAAAGAAGACGCAAGGAGGAAGCGGGCGUUGCUGAAUGCGGACCAGAAAACGGAUGAAGGAUCACUAAAAAAGAAAAAAAAGGAAGAGGAGACGAGAGACGCCACAGAUGCAGGGAACCAGGGCGAACGAGAACAGGAAAAGGCGAAACCAGACGAAUUCCCGACACUGGCAGAACUAAUGGGAAGCGACCCAGUGAUGUCGGAGGAGGAGAUGCGGGAAAAUGAAGAGAAAAGAAAAAGAGAGGAGGAGAGAAAAAGGAGCAGGCAGAGGAAGUACGAAACCCCACUGCAAGAGGAGCUCGCAAGGAUGUUCAGGGGUCUUGAUAAAGACAAAGGCUCCUAGAGGCAUAAAAAGAGGCACGAAGACACGAGCAUGAAAAUAGAACACACUGAAAAAUGGCAUGUGCGCAAAUUCAAGAAAUUGAGGAACAGCAAAGAGGCAGACUAGAUAAAAAAAAAUAAUAAAGCAUAAGGCGAAGUGGAGAACUACUCGCGAAGCCGAAAAUGAAGGGUGGGGGUGUUCUGGCGCGUGCGGAGGGAGGAGGGACCAGGAGGGAAACAGAAGAAAGAGAAAUCUAAAACAAGAUGGCGCCUGCUCCGACCUACGCUGAUCAUCUCGUUCCCGCUAGCCCACAAGGCACGGCGAUGCUCAUCAUCUCGUUAACGCUGGCCGCGAAGUCGCGGCCUGGCGAUGCUAUCCGGCCUUAGCUUCUAAGAAAGAAGGAAGAAACAUAUACAAGAAGUGGCGACAGGGUUGCUAAUUUAAAAGACUGCGCUAAGGCAGCACCCCCCUUUCCCCAAGGGGCCCCCCCGGGGCGGGCGCGAUGGCGGCUCCGAGUAGGCGGAGCCCUUGGGCCCGAUUCUUCGGAAACGCAGAAGAAGGGUGCGUGGAAACAGGUCGGCUAAAGUGCUUGAAAGGGGCACGCUUUGGGGUUGUCCGUCAUCGUGAUAAGGUCAGCAAGUAUGACCAAUGUGCCCCCUGUUUACGUAAUAGCGCGCAACCGGCCAAAGAGUAAGACUCGAGCAAGUUUGUAAGACUAACCCUUCAAGGCUACACAAACCGAAGCUCCACCUUGCUCGCGGGCUUGGAUGGUAAGGGGGUUCUGCCACACGUAGCGCCCACUGGCCGCAAUUACGCGUAAGCAAUCGAUAGCGGUUUUGCGGCUGCGGCCGGGUGGUAGCUAGGACGUGGAGCAAGUAUCCACCUAGGGGUAUCGGCAGAGGCUAAAUCUGUUCUAACGCCCAAGGUAUCGGCAGAGGCUAAAUCUGUUCUAACGCCCACCCGCCAGGAGUGAAAUGGUCACUACUACUACUUGCAUCACAGAAAAACGGAGCUCUUGGGUAACGUGCAUGACAGAUUUAAGAGUCAUACCAGACAAGCAUGACAGACAUGAAUUCUUCCAGACCCAGACAUUUUUACAUUUGAUACAGUCUCGCGCUGGCCAACUUGAAUGUGCUCGAGGAGAGCCGAACCGCGGGCCGGAAAAGGCCCCGAAGCGACGACAAAUCCGAUGCGACCUCCUUCACCACCGCGAGCGGGGAGAAGAUCAGCGUCAACAGCCGGGUCGACGAGGCGUGGAAGCACGUGGACGUGUACUACUGGAACGUUCUCGGGGACAAGGUUCUCACCGGGAUCAAGGAGCGGAAUCUCACCCCCGAAGCCUUCGCGGAAGCGUUGCUCUCCACUUGCGUCGCCGGGCAGCGCGCGUCCAUGCGGGUGAAGGCGGCGCUUGCGCAGCAGGAGUUGAACGAGAGCUGCGAUAAGAAGCCGGAAAC